Molecule: messenger RNA, 2543 nt
Organism: Ictalurus furcatus (blue catfish)
Lineage: Eukaryota; Metazoa; Chordata; Actinopteri; Siluriformes; Ictaluridae
Gene: slc25a28
Product: solute carrier family 25 member 28
Exons: 4
Coding region: 202-1365 (387 amino acids)
Biological process (GO): iron import into the mitochondrion
Cellular component (GO): mitochondrial membrane
Molecular function (GO): ferrous iron transmembrane transporter activity
Source: RefSeq, a predicted model, not a curated record
ACUUCCGCCCGCGGCCUGUACGUCCUGUCAUCCCGCGCUGCGCACUUCACCACGCGUGGGUUACAGUUUGUCCUUUCCAGCCCAAGCAUGGACGUGUCCGGAGUGUAAACAUCUGGACAGUAGCGAGUAAAGCCGACGGAUGUUUUUAGAGUAAUACCUGCUAACAUUUUGUGAACCAGAGGACUGUGUGUCUGGUUGCAAAUGGAAGCCGAUGGUUUGGUUCGCAGGAGGCGGAUGAGCGCGGAGCCGCCCGGUGGAGAUGGCGCGGUUGCAGGAGCUUCCGCCGGCGCAGAAGUGCGCUGGUUCGGUGGCAGGAUCUGGGCUCUGUCCGAGGGCAUAAUGGGCACUCUGUCCCCGCGAAUAGGAAGCGAGUCAGAACUUAACACGGUGCAGCUGCAUGGGUCCCAGGAAGUGACCGAGAUUUCGGAACCGGAUUACGAAGGUCUGCCUCAAGGAGCUUCAACCAGCACGUACAUGUUAGCCGGGGCCGUGGCGGGGAUCAUGGAGCACUGUCUUAUGUUUCCCAUCGACUGUGUGAAGACCCGCAUGCAGAGCUUGCAACCCGAUCCAGCUGCCCGCUACCGUAAUGUAAUGGAUGCUCUGUGGCGUAUCAUGAGGACUGAGGGCAUCUGGCGGCCAAUCAGAGGCCUGAAUAUCACAGCAGUGGGGGCAGGGCCUGCCCACGCACUCUACUUUGCCUGCUACGAGAAGCUAAAAAAGACUCUCGGCGAUGUCAUCUACCCAGGAGCCAACAGUCAUUUGGCGAACGGAGCUGCAGGAUGCGUGGCCACCCUGCUUCACGACGUCGCCAUGAACCCGGCUGAAGUGGUGAAGCAAAGGAUGCAGAUGUACAACUCGCCGUAUCGGAGUGUGCUGGAGUGCAUACGCUGUGUUUGGCGACAUGAAGGUCCCGGGGCAUUUUACCGCAGCUAUACCACACAACUCACCAUGAACGUGCCGUUCCAGGCGCUGCACUUCAUCACGUACGAGUACCUCCAGGAGAUUCUCAACCCCCCCAGACUGUACAACCCCUCAUCUCAUAUGAUUUCGGGAGCUCUAGCUGGGGCGGUGGCUGCUGCUGCCACCACGCCACUGGAUGUGUGUAAGACUCUACUAAACACACAGGAGACGCUGGCACUGCACUCAGUGAGCCCCGGCCGAGCACACAUCUCAGGCCUGGCCCAUGCCUUCAGGACAGUAUACAGGCUGGGCGGCCUGCCUGCCUACUUCAAAGGUGUGCAGGCUCGAGUCAUCUACCAGAUGCCCUCUACAGCCAUCAGCUGGUCUGUUUAUGAAUUCUUCAAGUACAUCAUCACCAAGCAUCAGCUCGAGCGCCUGAGGAUGCAGAGGGACGGAGAGAAGUAGGCGCUCACUCAAUCAUUGUCUAACCCUGCCCUUGAUCAGCAACUCCCCUGGCCUUGAUGUUCUCUCUCUCGCUGUCUCUCCUGUUUGCUGUACCACCACUGAGGCAUGCAUGCUGCAGAGAGACAGAGAGAAGAAGCCGCUCACACGCACACUCAUCUGGGCUUGCUCAGAAGAUACCCUGGACUCCCCUCCUUUUCUGUCUCCUUUUCUCCCGCGAUAUCUCCAUCACUACACCACCAGCCAUGGCUCCAUAUUGCACAGGGACGGACUGGUUGGACAUCAGAACCAAUAUUUAUACCCACAGUUGCAUUGCACUAGCAUUUCUGGCAGCCCAAAUGUGAUUACUCUUGAUCCCACCAGAGGGCAUUAGAAGCCUCUAUUAAGAUAAAUGAAAAAAGUUGCUACUGAGAGGAAGGUCUUUGAAAUUCAAUGAUAUAGAUUAGAAAUCUGUGUAAUGUAGCCUUCUCUAAGCAAAGAUAUAGUAAUGUAUUUGAGGAAAAUAUAUUUUUGAAAAUUCAGCACAGAUUACAAUUUUAACAAAAAUGAAAGCAUUUAGACCAAAUAACAUACAGUAUGAAAGAUGAAUAGAGGUCAGAGAUAGAAAAAAAAUAUACAAUGUACUUUUCAUAAGAAUUGGUUUUGCUUACAUAAGGUUAAGUCAUUUUUAGAUCUAAAGUAUAUUCUGAAAGAAUCCUGGGACCCCUAAAUUACCAUCAUAGGUUUUGAGUCUACCAAGCGUUUGAGAAAACAGCUGGGGAAUAAAUGCACUUGAGAAGAAUUGCUAUUUCCUUCUGAUCUUUAUAAUGUUACUGCAUUAUCUGUAAGCUGCAUUGGAAGCAAUAACAGUGUUUAGUAAUUGGAAUAUUGUUCUAAUUUCUCCAACUGUUCUUACUUGCACUGAUUAAAAUCGAAGGCCAUUUAAAAGAUCUAAUUGUGGUUACGGUAAUCUGCAUUUACUGUAAUCUGAGUAGUUGUAGGCAGAAGAAUAUAAUGGCCUCUGUGAAACAUCAUGGUUGGUUUUUGACUGAAGUCUAUUUCAUUGCCCCCCUGUGUUGCUUGACUACGCCUUAAUGUUAAUAAGUUACGGAGUCGGUCCUUUUGGCAUUUGUCUAUGCUCUACCCUGUACCCAGCUUUCAAUAAAGUAGCAGUGCUGUGACUACUGCCUGCUUAACUUGGA